Molecule: messenger RNA, 4172 nt
Organism: Chiloscyllium plagiosum (whitespotted bambooshark)
Lineage: Eukaryota; Metazoa; Chordata; Chondrichthyes; Orectolobiformes; Hemiscylliidae
Gene: phf6
Product: PHD finger protein 6
Cellular component (GO): nucleus
Molecular function (GO): histone deacetylase binding; histone binding
Source: RefSeq, a predicted model, not a curated record
GAGGCGUGGCCGCGGCGACGUCACUGGGUGGCGGGCUGAGUACGGGCCCGUGUCUGUGAGCGAGCGGUGGCGGGGCGACUGCGAGAGGCCGUGGAUUGUUUUUCUACAUCUCGUCUGCACACUCUCCAUUGCAUUCACAUCAGAAAGGUUCACAAUAUUCCGGCUAAGAUCUAACAAGUAUCUGACCUAAGAAGACCUAACUUUUCUAUUUGCAGUUCUUUAGCAAAGGCACAUUUUGAUACUUCUGUUUCAACAAGAGAUGUGAUGAGCAAUUCUACGAAAAAGACUUUGAAUUUUAAAUGUUGGAGGCCAGCUUGAAUGAUGGCGACUGAUUCUAAGGGGAAGAGAAGGGGUUCGAGACAACCAAAAUGUGCUUUCUGUAAACUGAAUAAAGAGGAGCAUUGUGGCCAGUUGUUAGUAGCCCAAAGCCAGAAGAUGGCAGCACAUCACAAAUGUAUGUUAUUUUCAUCUGCUCUAGUGACCUCUCAUUCUGAGAAUGAGACUCUUGGUGGCUUCUUGCUUGAAGAUAUCAAGAAAGAAAUAAAAAGGGGAAACAAGCUGAGCUGCUCUUGCUGUCACCGCCCAGGAGCAACUAUUGGAUGUGAUGUGAAAACUUGUCGUAGAACAUAUCAUUAUUAUUGUGCAAAGCUUGAUAAAGCCCAGAUCAAGGAAGAUGCGUCACAGGGCAUAUAUCUGAUCCUCUGUCAGAAACACAAAGAAGGUGCUGAGGAUUCCAAUGAAGAUGGGCUCCAAGGAAACCUAAGUGAGUGUUCCCCAGGUCCUCGCAAAGGCGCUCAGAGAGUACACAGAGAAAAACGGAGAGCUCCAAACUCGAAAGAUGAGUCGGAUGAUGCUAUGUCCACAUCCUCUCAAGGGAAAGAUGAAACCAGUUGCAGUUCCUAUAGAGAACGGUCUCCUCACUGCAGUAGUCCCACAAUUACAGGGCCAAAGUGUGGGUUUUGUCAUGCUGGAGAUGAAGAAAAUGAAACUAGAGGAAAACUCCACACGUCAAAUGCUAAAAAGGUUGCCGCACAUUACAAAUGCAUGCUGUUUUCUUCUGGUACUGUCCAACUCACAAAUUCAUCUAGAAAAGAUUUUGGUGAUUUUGAUAUUAAAACAGUCAUUCAAGAAAUCAAGAGGGGAAAAAGAAUGAAAUGUACAUUGUGCAGUCAAAUAGGCGCAACCAUUGGGUGUGAAAUAAAGGCUUGCAUCAAGACUUACCAUUACCACUGUGCUGUUGAAGAUCGAGCCAAAUUUAUUGAGAAUCUUGACCGAGGGAUCUACAGGCUAUACUGUAAAAACCACAGUGGGAAUGAUGACCGGGAUGAGGAGGAUGAAGAAAGGGAAAGCAUCUCACGCUAUGGCAAAGAGCAAGAAGCUGAUCGUAAUCGAGAGGUCUUAGAAGAGAAAAAUUAACCGAGCCUUGGAUACAAGAAAGUGCCAAGAAAAUGCCUGUGGAUUGAUUGGAUGAGGCUGGUACAUUGUGCUCAAGACGAUAAAGGACUUGAAGCGUAGAAAAUAUCCAAAGAUCUUUCAAGAAAUCUCUUUAUUCUGUCAAUGUUCCUCUUAAGGAAGAGAAACAGUGUAGUGAAAUAGCACGGCUAAUAUACCUGCUUUUUUUUGAUGGGGAGAUUCCAUUAAAUGGAUUAUUUAGAAUAUCUUUUAUUACAGCCUUCUGAAUUAAAAUGGAAAUAAUUUGAUUUGCUGAAUUUGUGAUUAGAUGGCACAAGCUGACCUGAUACAUCUUUGCAUAAUGAGGGCCUUGAAGGAGCAACACCUUAACACACUCGUGCAUGUGCCUUCGGGUGCUUCUGGACUUCAACAUCAAGAGGAGCUCAAAAAUAAAGGCUGAAAUUAAAACCAAUAUCUAGCAUAAGGUAUUUUGACCACAUCUUGAUUAGCAAACAGUGGGUACAAUAUGUAUUGAUGGUUUCAAGCCAAUUCUGAGUAGAUGAAUCUACAUAAUGGGACGACCCAGCUCUCAGUCCUAAUGCUGACUUAUGCUCGUAACAGCCAGAUAUCUGACUGGGAAUGGGUUUGUCCUCCAUUUUGCAUUGCACCAUCUGGAAGCAACUGGUAAAAGUCUAGGAUGCAAUGAGAUGCAUCAGUUCACAGGUGGUGGUGUCCCCCUUUGAACAGCAUACGAAUGGCAUUUUUAAAAUUCAAAGUAUAAUGAAACUUCUUCAGAAAUGUCUGACUGAAGCUGCACUCUGUGCAAAUACCAGUCCCUGACUUGGUCAGCUAAUCACGGCCUUGAUGAACAUACUGGUACAAAUGGCAUUGUCAGUGAAAUCAUGGUUUGGUUUCAAUAUUCAAGUCUGUGUUAAAUGUUAUAAUGGAAAUGAAUGGUUUUUACUAUUGCUAGGUUCAUAUCACAUUAUUUCCAUCUUAAUUUUCUUCCUGUGAUUGUAGUUUCCCUUAUCAAAGUUAGGGCUUCAGAAUAAAAGUUUAGGAUUAGAUUGUUUCUGAUUAGUAAACAAUGUUGUUUAUAGUCUGGUACCUUUUUCAUAUAUUCCCUCUCAAUGUAUAAAGUAGCUGCCAGGAGGAAAUAUUAAAUUUACAUGAGAUGUCACUGUGUCAGCAGUGGGUGUGCUGUUCUCUUUUGCUCUAAAUCAGUUGUUUUUGGAUCUGGAUGGCUAAACAUUUUAGAAAUGAAUAUUUUAUGUAAUUUGAUGCCAAAAUGCAUCUGGUUGUUGAAUGCCCUUCAUUUGUAUGUCUGCUCAACAGCUUAUCCAGCUGGGUGUUUUUAUAUGUUGGUUUUACCAGCAUUUUAUACCACACAUUCUUGGUCUAAAUCAUUGUUUCCUAUGAAUUGCUUUAUUUUUCCAUAGUGUACCAUAAUUAAUAUCAGGCAGCAUGUCAUCCAUGGUUUAUUGUGCCCUAUUUUGUGGUCUUUAACCAAAAUAGCUCAGAAACAUUGUUUUCCAAAACAAUUCUAUACUGUCCAAAAAUCGUUACUUGCCUUUUUUUAAGAAAUUGCACUACAGAAGAGACAAGCUCAGUGUCAGUACAAUGCAGCAAGGCAACAAAUGGAAUAAGUCCACAUUCUAAUUUUAGCAUUUUUAAGAAAAAUAUCUGAUUGUAAGCAUUGACUUUAAACAAAAAAGUCCUUCAAAGAAAAAUUUUGCUUGUUAGAAUAGAUUUUGCUGUGAUCCACUUCUAAUAGUUAUUCCAAGUUAUGUGCAAGUCUCUUCAACAGAUCAGAAUUAAAGGCCUUUGAAAUUAAUAGUUGCGUGGUAGUAAAUAUCUUAUGUUUGUAAGAGACACACUGAGCUUGUUUCAUCUUGACUCAUCAAAGUUAGAUCAACAAUGUAAAUUUGACUGGAAGCAGCAGUUUGUACCACAUGAGAAAAGAGUGCUAUUUAUGUGCAGUUCCCUACUUGUGUAUAACUUUCAGUGUACUUAAUGCUCCCUGAACUCUGAACAGGACAGCAAUAUGACCAGGCAUUGUGCCUUUUACAAUAAAAACUUGGAGGAUAACUGUUUCCUUGUGAAUUCUCCAUUACAAUACCUUGACUAAUCAGCCCACUUCCCAACAAAUAGUGUCACGUUCCUCUAGCUAUGUAAGUUGUUCACUCUGAAGUUUGAUAUGCUUGCACCUCUUCUGAUGAUGCAAAAUGAAGAGCUUCAACAAAGUACUGAGUUGCUGACCUUUUAAAAUAAGUUCUUAGGCAUUCCUUUGCUUUCCUCAUUUCUGUUGAAGCGCCAGUACUGAUGUAGGUCAGCUAAUUCGCAUAUCCUGCUUGUGCUAACUCCAGAGUGCCUCAAGCCCCAGCAAGGCUCCAGCUUUAACCUUUGGACCAGUUGAAAAACAAAAUGUUUGCUCUUGUAACUCCAGUCAAUUCUUGUCUUUUUCUAAUACAUCAGAUCUAGCAGCUGAUUGCAGUCACUUAAACCUUUGAGUGAUCAGGGAUGCACAGGCUGAAGGGCCUCCUGUUCCUAUUUGAGGGGUAUUUAUUUUUCCAAUUUACUUCCAUUCAAUGGUGGUCAUUUUAUUUGGAAUGUUGCAAUGGUGGGGAUAGAAAAUGCAUUCCUUAACUUUUCCUAGUCCGAGAACUGUAAAUAUUGUAUUUGCUGAGAUAGGUUAAAAAUACGGGGGAGACCAUUUAGGACAGAGAUGAGGAGAAACUUCUUCACCCAGAGAGUGGUGGCUGUGUGGAAUGCUCUGCCCC